Messenger RNA from Cordyceps fumosorosea ARSEF 2679, 4791 nucleotides. Its product is annotated as SNF2-related protein. Gene Ontology annotation, cellular component: chromatin; nucleus. Lineage: Eukaryota; Fungi; Ascomycota; Sordariomycetes; Hypocreales; Cordycipitaceae. The transcript has 4 exons. Gene Ontology annotation, molecular function: ATP hydrolysis activity; chromatin binding; DNA binding. Gene Ontology annotation, biological process: regulation of transcription by RNA polymerase II; nucleosome organization. The record is from RefSeq and is a predicted model, not a curated record. Bases 1 to 4791 code for a protein of 1596 amino acids.
AUGUCUAGCCCUACCUUGGGCAGUCCUAUAAAUGGACAUGUAAUGGAAGACGAUAGAAACGACUCCCAUGGCCUCGUCAAGCGCUCCCGAAGCAGCAGCGAGGCCUCGAACCGCUCCCUAACCCCGUCUCGACCGCCCUCGCCCAUAGAAUCCGUCAUCGUCGCCAGUACUGGGGUAGACAACAUCUCUGAUGAUGAUCGCAUGUUGGAAAGCGAAGAAUCUAGUGCUGACGACGCGUCUAACGAUGGCGACUUCGAGAUGCAAAUUGAUAAUCCCUCCCCUCAAGAUCAAGACGACGAGGUGCCCGGCCACAUCAGCUCCAGCGACUCAAAUCAUGUCUCCAAGCGAAAAGCAUCAUUCGACGAAGAGGAGUAUAUCAGAGCCAACCCAGAGCUCUAUGGCCUACGCCGUAGUCGACGGCCCCAACCCCAAGUAAAAGUGGCUGAAUCUGAAUCGGAAUCUGAUGCUGAGCCCAUCAACCGUCGUCAAGCGAAGAGACGACGCGUUGGUAACUCUCGUACUUCCUCUAAAAGAGCAACGCCAGCUCUACAAUUGUCUACCAACGAUUCCGAAUCCGACUCAGACACAUACGGCGGUGCACGAGCAAAAAGCCAGAUCAAGCGCGCGCGACAACGGCUCGAAGCCCAACCUGCGCUGGCUCUCACAGAAAAGCGUUGGUCCAAUCGACGAGCGGCGCAACAAGUCCAGCAAGGGGCUUACGAAGAGAGCGAAGCAGACGAAGAAGAAGAUGACACGGAAGUUGGACAGGGGGUUUUCGUCACCGACUAUGUUGACGAUUCCCCCUAUGUCGAAAAAGUUGUCAGGCACCGGCCCAAAGAUGGCGUCAGCAUUGCGUACGACUCUGACCGCCAUGACUACCAAUACUUUAUCAAAUGGCAAGGAAAGUCGAACUUGCACGACACUUGGGAAACCAUUAAUUCUCUUCAUAACGUGCGUGGCUUCCGCAAAGUCGAAAACUACUUCCGAAAGGUGGUCGAACGCGAGCUCGACAUUACCUUUGGCGAGGAUGUAGCCCCCGAGCUUAAAGAGCAAUACUUUCUUGAUCGUGAGCGUGACGAAGAGGCUUUCGAAGACUUCACAAAGGUCGAAAGAGUCGUCGCCGUCCGGGAUGGCGAAGAUGACACUGAGUACUUCGUUAAAUGGAAAGGGCUCACCUACGAGGAAUGCACCUGGGAAACAGUCGGCGACAUUAGCCCAGAGUUCCAAGACAAGAUUGACCAGUAUCUUGACCGUGCAUCAAGAUCUUGGUUGUCUGAUCGCAAGGAAACCAACCGGGAUACCCGCUCCAUGAUGAAAAAGCUGGAUGAGCAACCUAGCUAUAUCCAAAACGGCGAGUUGCGCUCCUUCCAGCUUCGUGGGCUCAACUUCCUUUGCCUUAACUGGUGCCGAGGCAACAACGUUAUCCUUGCUGAUGAGAUGGGCCUCGGAAAGACGGUCCAAACUGUCUCGUUUCUCAGCUGGCUGCGCAACUGCCGCAAUCAGGAAGGACCCUCGUUGGUUGUUGCUCCGCUCAGUGUCAUUCCAGCUUGGUGCGACACGUUUAACCAUUGGUCACCGGACCUGAACUAUGUCGUGUAUCUCGGCCCCGAAGAUGCUCGCAACAUCAUUCGCGAAAACGAGUUGCUUGUUGAUGGUAAUCCCAAGAAACCCAAGUUCAACGUUCUUCUUACGUCAUACGAGUUCAUUCUUCAGGACUGGCAGUUUCUCCAAUCCAUCAAAUUUCAGGUGCUUGCAGUUGAUGAAGCUCAUCGUCUCAAGAACCGCGAGUCGCAACUCUACAUGCGUUUGGUUGGGUUCGGCAUCCCCUGCAAGGUGCUCAUUACCGGCACACCUAUCCAAAACAAUCUCUCCGAGCUUGCUGCCCUCAUGGACUUCCUGAACCCAGGCAAAGUGGACAUUGACGAGGAUCUCGAUACGCUCUCUGCAGUUGAUGCUCAAGAGAAGCUUCAACAGCUACACUCUUCCAUUGCGCCUUAUAUUCUGCGUCGGACGAAGGAGACAGUUGAAUCUGAUCUGCCGCCAAAGACGGAAAAGAUCAUCCGUGUUGAGCUUUCCGAUCUGCAGCUGGAUUAUUACAAGAACAUCCUGACCAGAAACUAUACUGCGCUGUCCGAUGCGAGCAAUGGCCACCGAAACUCGCUGCUCAACAUCAUGAUGGAGCUCAAGAAGAUCAGCAACCACCCUUACAUGUUUCCAGGCGCAGAGGAACGAGUUUUGGCUGGUAGUGUCCGUCGUGAAGAUCAACUCAAAGGUCUUAUUACAAGCAGCGGAAAGAUGAUGCUCUUGGAUCAGUUGCUGUCCAAAUUAAAAAGAGACGGUCAUCGUGUUCUCAUCUUCAGCCAGAUGGUGAGAAUGCUCGAUAUCCUUGGUGACUACAUGUCUCUCCGUGGCUACAAGUUCCAGAGAUUGGACGGAACGAUCCAGGCAGGGCCCAGAAGAAUGGCGAUCAACCACUUCAACGCUGACGAUAGCGAGGAUUUCUGUUUUCUGCUAUCCACUCGUGCAGGUGGCUUGGGCAUUAAUUUGAUGACGGCAGACACUGUCAUCAUUUUCGAUUCCGACUGGAACCCCCAGGCCGACUUGCAGGCUAUGGCCCGAGCACACCGAAUUGGCCAGAAGCGCCCCGUCAAUAUCUAUCGCCUUGUCUCCAAAGAAACCGUCGAGGAAGAAGUUCUGGAACGUGCGCGAAACAAGCUGCUGCUGGAGUAUCUUACCAUCCAGGCUGGUGUUACUGAUGAUGGAAAGGCUGCAUUUAAGGAGGAGCUUAACAAAAAGGGCAUCAAGGUGGAUGGGCCAUCUUCGAAUGAAGAUAUCCAAAUGGUUCUCAAGAUGCGCUCUUCCAAAAUGUUUGAGCAGAGUGGCAACCAAGAGCGCCUCGAGCAGCUUGAUAUCGACUCUAUUCUUGAGAAUGCAGAAGUUACCAAGACCAAGGUCGAUGACAAGAUCAACCUCAGCAGCGGAGGCAUCGAUUGGGAUAACUUCAUGCAAAUUACCGACGUCAAGGUGGAUGACAUUAACCUUGACUGGGAUCAGAUCAUUCCCGCCGACAAGCUGGCAGAGAUCAAGGCGGAUGAAGAGAAACGCCAGCACGAUGAUUACCUGGCUAAAGUUGCCGCUGAGAGUGCACCGCGACGUGCUGCUGUCAAGAGCCGAAAUCGGGAGACUGAACGAGCCGAUCGCCUCAAGAAGCGACAGCGGGAACAACAGCAAGAAGAGGAAGAAGAGCGUGCUCUGCGAGCUGAUCCUAAACGCCCUCUUAAUGACAAGGAACAACGCAACCUCAUCAAGGCCUUCUACCGGUUUGGAUCCAUGGAUGACCGCGAAGAAGACAUCAUCCGCGAAGCAAAGCUUGUCGAACGCGAUGGCAACUAUGUCAAGUCUGUCCUAGACGACUUCAUCAAAGCCGCACAGACAGCCGUGGAUGAUAAUCUCAACAGGAUGGCUGAGGAAGAGAAGAAGAUGGGCAAAAGUUUGACGAAGAAGGACAAAAAGGCUGUUCUCUUCGAUUUUGGUGGUCUGAAGAAGGUCAAUGCCGAGACGGCCAUCGAACGACCCAAACAACUACGGCUUCUUCGGGAGGCCAUCCGAGACCAGGCUGAUUGGAGAACGCUCCGCCUCCCUGACGCAACCAAGGGCGCCAACUACAGCUGCUCGUGGGGCGCUAAAGAGGAUGCCAUGCUUCUUGUUGGUAUUGACAGGCACGGAUAUGGAGCAUGGGUACAGAUACGUGACGAUCCAGACCUGGAGCUCUCUGAGAAGCUGUUCCUCGAGGAGCACCGUGUUGGCAAGAAGGAGGAGCGUUCCAAGGCCAACGACAAGCUCAAGGCGCCCGGUGCAGUGCAUCUCGUGCGACGCUCUGAGUAUCUGCUGUCCGUUCUUCUUGCAAGACAGUCUAAUGAUCGUUCUGGGCCAAGAACGGCCGAGGGUCACCGUUCCAAGAGGCAGCCACUGUCCAAUGGGCAUCGUAAUAGCGCUGCUGCAUCCCCAAGUGGCCAAGGCGCGAAACGGCCACGGGAAAAGGAGCGGGACCAAGAACGUGGGACUCCUCGACCCGAAGUCAAACGCAAGCACGGCUCCCAUGAUGAUACGCGCAUCGCCAAGUACCAUCAAGCUGAAGAAGGUCGCCGCAACAGCAGACCCGAUGAUAGAGUUGAUAGGCACGAUAAAGCUCGUCGUCGGGAUGAUGAGGACCGGGCUCGACGCCAUGAGAAACCUCGUCACAGGGAUGAUUAUCGCAGAGAGGAAUACCGCCGCGAUGAUUAUAGGCGUGACGAUAGACGCGAUGACCGCCGUGACGAUUAUCGGCGGGAUGACCGCCGUGAUGAUUAUCGGCGGGAUGAUAGACGCGAUGACAGACGCGAUGAUAGACGUGGCGACCGACGGGAUGACCGACGUGAGGACAGGCGCGAGGACAGACGUGAUGACAAUCGACGUGAUGAUCGUCACGGGGACCGCGAGAGAAGCAACCAUCAUGAGCAUCGCCCUCUGGAUGAACGGAGAGAGAAGGCAUUCCGGCGCUUGGACGAGUUACGCAGAAUUGGUGAUAACGCGGACCGGCGCCAGCAAGACAACGAUGCCAUGAUUUGGUACCUGCUCAAGCCUGUUCGAGAGAACUUCGAACGCAUCCUGUCAGCCACAAAGCACAACGUCAAGUCAAGAAAAGAGCGCGCGGCAAUUUUCUCGGUGGAGCUGGUGGUGAUUGGAACCUUCCUCGACGAGAAGCUUCCAGCUACGGUGGCAGAUACCGGCCUGAAAGAUAAUUUCUGGUAA